GCGAGUUACUCACGGAUGCACGGUCCAUACUAACUCCUCCCUGUGGGCUUGUUAUUUCUCGGUCACAACUUGCAUACAACAUUGCACUCUCCAAGCAACACGAAAAGUGAUAGUUUGCAGCUCAUAGGGAUGUUAGAAGUUCUCUGAAGAUACUCUCAUGGGCUGUGUCAACGCCACAGAUAAACAUGGCGCAGCGAAACCAACUUGCGCCCUUCAGCGCGACUGAGUAUCAAGACAGGGCACCUGAUGGCUACCCUGUGAGCUGCCCAACUCUAGAUCUCUCAGCAACUUGGGACCCAGUGGACGAGAACAUACUUGUGUACAGACCUCCUGGUCAGGUUGUUUCCAAGAUCCACCAAGCUGGUGCGCCGGGCCAAAAAGCACCAGACGCGCAGGCAGUUACUUGGAGGUCGGAUGGCCAAUUCCUUGCAGUCGGAUGGAGUGACGGCUUUGUGCGAUUGAUGGGGCUCGAGAACAACAAGGCAGCUCACCAUAUCAAAGUUGGCGAAUCUUCAGGGAACAAGAUCACGCACAUUGGAUGGGCGAGUAGCAGUAUUGCCGGGAAGAGCUCCAGUGCCGUAUCCCAAGCUCUGAAGGAUGGCCUCGGUGAAGAUCCAACGCGGAAUGGAGGUGGUCUUCCGUUGGAUCUUCCUCGUGAACUGACUUUCCUCGAGGUUGACACAGUAUUACCCAAGAUCAGCCCUCUUCCCAGCAGUAGUGCCGGCUCAGGAGAAGAUGCUUUGGUUUUCACGUUGAGAACUGGUAUAGACUUCCUCUUCCAGCCCCCGAAGCCAGAGGAGUAUGAUCAAGUCAGCGUUAUGAUUAUUGGGACGAGCGAUGGUCAGCUUCAGCUGAGCAUAUACGAUUCGUUCAUCAUUGGCAGCUUUCAAUGCCCCCAGAUUAAUCCAUCAUCAAGCUCACAGCUUAUUCUUCAUGCAUCGCACCCACAGGUAUCAACCCAGGCUUUACUAGUUGCAGACAAAUCAGAAGAGCCAGAAGAAGUGCACUUGGUGCCUAUCGACCUUCCCUUCAUCUCAUCCCACCCUAUCAACCUUUCUCUCCUCGCCUCCAAGUUAACCACUCUUCAAAAGCUAUUGAGAUAUCUGAAGCAAGCACAACUUCAUAUGCAGGUCGAAUGGCGAAACACGCGCGAGCUUCCCACAAGAUUUCUGCGAAGUAUUGAAGGCGAUCUCGAAAAUCUCGAGACUGGGCCACGAAGUAUUGUGCCUGCUCUUUACCAUUUGGCAGUGACAGGUCACGCCUACGAGCCUGUACGCGAGUGGUUGGUUGAAAGUCUGGCAGAACGAGGCCAUAAACGAUGGGAUAAAGCAGUAGUCUCCGGCUUGGAGGGCCUCAGAAAUUUAGUCCAUGAGAACUUCCUCCCAGCUCUUGACCGCUGUGCAAUCAUCCUAAGCAGGCUACGAGGCUUGGCUCAAUUUCAUGACACCCGAGAUGACAUCGGCUUCACUCUCCAGCAAACUAGUCGCUUGAUGGAUAUUGUUCAAUGUCUCCAACUCAUCGGUCACAAAGUAUUGAUCAACGUGAUGGACGAACUUGAUAGCUUCACCGCGUUCUCAACAUGGCUUCGCUUCCAAAUCGACCGGCUUGCCUCUUCUAGCUCCGCGAGCGAGGAACUCACGGAAAAGGAGGCAACCAUGGACAUUGCAAAGGUUCUGAGUUAUAUUGAGAAUUAUCUCAUCGAUAGCCCGCUUCGGCUAUUCUUUGACGAAAUGACCAGAGAAGACUAUGAAGCAGACUGGGCGCACAUAGAAGGUGGUCCGACUCUGCUUCAUGUCCUUGAUCAGGCGUUGGUAAAGUGGGAGAACGGCCAGCCCAGCAUGAAAGCUCUCCCACGUGUCGAAUUUCUUGUUUCAUAUGCCACGAACUGGGCAAAUCGUACAUUCAAGGGUAUUGCAGAGGCAAAGAGGCGUAGCGUUCGACUUGGAAACCCAAUUAGACUCUCGGCUGGUCGUGUGGUGUCACAUAGAGAUAUGAGGAUGAGCAAAUCAAAGAACAAGGAAACAAAUGUGGUGACUGCUUUAGCAUCUAAAGAGGCUAAAAGCGAAGUUCAAAUAUUCUCCGUCGGCAUUAAUAUUAUCAAUGGCAUUAGUACCAACAGGCCACCAACAAGUUGUCGUAUCGAUCUUGGCCCACGUACAUUGAUUGACUUGAAGUUUCUCAACGACGAAACACUUGUCAUACUAAGUAACAGUCAAGAUAACGGGCCGCAAGUUGUCUGCGUACCUAUCCGAACAGAAAGGCUUACAUAUGCCGAAUACGAUCCCAACAGGCUUAGUGAGACGCCCUGCGUAUCAGUUGAUGGAUUCACGGCCUACUCUUUUCCUGAGAAGUCAGUGUCUAGACCAUUGCGUAUGGAGGUUAACGACAGGAAUAAUGUCAGGGGCGACAUGCCCCCGAGAGUCUGCGUUCUUGAGAGUAAUCGCACCACUAUCAAAACAUUUACUUUUCCGUAGCUCAAGCUGUCAUGCGGUUCACUUCGAUAAAUAUCAACAUAGAAAUGGGGGCACUUCGAAGGAAAUCCGAACCCGGCGUC
This is a messenger RNA of Fusarium oxysporum Fo47, 2554 nucleotides long. RefSeq names its product anaphase-promoting complex, cyclosome, subunit 4-domain-containing protein. Gene Ontology annotation, biological process: anaphase-promoting complex-dependent catabolic process; protein K11-linked ubiquitination; positive regulation of mitotic metaphase/anaphase transition. The record is from RefSeq and is a predicted model, not a curated record. The transcript has 7 exons. The coding region runs from base 186 to 2474 and encodes 762 amino acids. NCBI's taxonomy places the organism in Eukaryota, Fungi, Ascomycota, Sordariomycetes, Hypocreales, Nectriaceae. Gene Ontology annotation, molecular function: protein binding. Gene Ontology annotation, cellular component: nuclear periphery; anaphase-promoting complex.